This is a messenger RNA of Labeo rohita (rohu), 1539 nucleotides long. It is a transcript of the gene ccdc97, whose product is annotated as coiled-coil domain containing 97. The record is from RefSeq and is a predicted model, not a curated record. NCBI's taxonomy places the organism in Eukaryota, Metazoa, Chordata, Actinopteri, Cypriniformes, Cyprinidae. The transcript has 6 exons. Bases 322 to 1386 code for a protein of 354 amino acids.
AACUAAUAGUGUGGUUACACUGAUGGUUAAAACGUAAAACGCUCUUGUUGUUUUUCUGUGUUGUUGUUUUGAAUAUUGAACAAUUGAAAGGACUAAUGUAACAUGAUUACAUUAAUUAAGUGGUACGAGUGUGUGUCACAUAUCCUACUACUACAAAUUUAGCCAAGAACAGCAACGUCUUACUAUAGUCAUAGUUACACAUUUAGUAUGAUUUGUAUUAUGUUUGGCAGAAUAAAACAACGAUAGAUCGAAACAUCACGCUGAUAUAUGAACAGCAGUUCGCGCUAAAACUGCAAUCUGAAGUAACGCCAGAAGACAGAAAUGUGGGGAGAAAUCGAGCCAUGUGUCAAACCCCUGGAGGGUGAAGACUCGAGCAGCUGUGGGACACGCCAGAGAUGGACAGACUGUGCACAGGUACAGCAGAAGACAGCAUUGUGGGGAGAAAUUGAGCCAUGCUCUAAACCUAAACCUAUCACAUCUGACAUCUGCGAUGAACCUGCUGUUCGAGACAGAUGUCCUCCUCAGACUGCUGUCAAGGAGGCCCACAGCACGACAAGCAGCUCUCCAAAUCAAAAGGAUGAGCCAUCUAACUGUCUCAGCUCAAUGAUAGCGGCUAUAGCAGCCAGUGGGAGUCCAGUGAAAAGCCAGCAGCUUGGGGAACCAGACUUAACUCUGGAAGAGAAGAAGGAGGUUUUAUUGGAUCAGUACAGAUCCAAGCCCUUGGUAUUUCUGGAGCGCUAUCAGGCCCAUCUGAAGCCGGAGCACAUAGAGGCUUUCUCACACCUGAGCAAUGACUGCAGAGCGCAGUACUACUGCAAGGAGAUUCAGAAACGGGCAUCCAGCGCAGCUGACCGGAAAAGCGUCCGUAACCAUCGUUACGCGGCUCUCCGUGCUCUUCAGAAGGAGGGCCAGUACUUCAGCGAGGAGCAGAUGCGUGUGCGAGAUCCGCUGCUGUACGAGCAGUACAUCGGACAGUACCUCAGCGAAGAGGAGAUUCUGCAGCGCUCGGAGGAGGCCAUGAGGAACAGCCCAGGGGGACUCGCUGACCUGCUUAUCAACUCCUACCAGGAGAAACUGAUCCAGAACCGCAUGGAAGAGGAGCAGGAGAGAGAGCAGUGUGCAGUGGAGGAGUCUGAUGAGGAAGAAUAUGACGAGCCUAGACAGGCAGAGUGGGAGCCGAAUGCAGAAGAGAAAGCUAUGCUGAGAGAGGAGUUCCUCAGUCAAAUGCAUCAGCGCUUCCUGGAUGGCAAGGAUGACUUCAACUACAGUGAGGUGGAUGAGAAUCCAGAUUAUGAUAACCUGGAUAUUGUAAGCCGUGAUGCGGAGGAACGCUACUUUGAUGAAGAUGAGGAGGAGGAAGAGGAAGAAGAGGAUAUGAUGCAAUAGCCCUUAAUGAUGUAUAGAAUCUUCUCACAACAGAAAAUUUUGGUUUGAUUUGUUGUACAUUCUUUGUAAUUUCUACUGCUUUAAUGUUUGUGUAGGUUAAAUGUGAUUAUCAGGACUUUGUUGUCUUUAAUAAAAGAGUACUAUUUUUCAAGA